Molecule: messenger RNA, 2690 nt
Organism: Daucus carota subsp. sativus
Lineage: Eukaryota; Viridiplantae; Streptophyta; Magnoliopsida; Apiales; Apiaceae
Product: DUF724 domain-containing protein 3
Exons: 10
Coding region: 208-2517 (769 amino acids)
Source: RefSeq, a predicted model, not a curated record
GCACCGUAUUCUGCAUUCACAAUUAAUGUACCACCUCUUUUAUGUACGACUUCAUAGUAUUUUUUAUUCGUUUUCAACACUCCGCAACAUUUAUGCAACUAUCCUUACAUAACCCCCGCCAAUACGCACAACACUCCCCCCACAGUCCCCAAAAAACCCUCUUCAUCUUCUCCGAGCCCCCAAAAACCCUUUUCAAAUCCACCCAAAAUGCAUCUCGACAAGGGCUCUGAGGUUGAGGUGACAAGCGACGACGACGGGUUCAGAGGGGUUUGGUAUGUGGGUAAAAUAGUGCAGCCCCCGAGGAAAUCGGACGAUGGUUUUGUUGAGGUUGAGUAUAAUGAGUUGGUUUCCGAGGAGGAUGAGUCUAAGAAGCUGUGUGAGAGAGUGCAUGUUUCACUGGUUAGGCCAUUGCCUCCGGUUAAGAUUGGUGAAGAUGAUGUUUUUGAGGUGGAUGAUGUUGUUGAUGUGUUUCAUAAUGAUGGGUGGUGGGUUGGUGUGGUUGAAGAGGUUGUGGGGGAAGAUGAGUUUAAGGUCUUGUUUGAUGAUCCUCCUGAUAGGUUGAGUGUCAAGAGGCAGGAUGUGAGGCUUCAUCUUGAUUGGGUUGAGGGUAAAUGGGAAAAGCCACAGAAAAAGAACAGCAAGAACAAGAAAGAGAAUUCCAGUAGACUUGCUAUGCUCUCUAAUCACCCUGGGAAUGCUAAGAGACAGAAUGGAAGUGGUAAAAAACAGCAGCCGGGAAAAAGUGGUGCUUCCACCGAGAAGGAUACCUGCGUAACUGAUGAAACUAUCAAUAAAGAAUGUAAUGCAGAAGAAGUUGAUAUGUCGGUUAAAGCACUAAAAGGCGUGCCCACAAAGAAUUGUGAGACCCCUCCCAAGAAAGAGAAAAAAAAAUUUAUGGAUCAGGAUUCCAGUAGACCUGCUAUGCUCUCAGAUCACUUUAGAUAUGCUAGAAGACAAAAAACAGCUAAGAAACAGGCAGGAAAAAGUUGUACUUCUACCGAGAAGAAGGAUACCAGCUUGAAUACUGAAAUUUUAGAGACAGAUCAUAAUGCAGAAAAUGUUAAAGAAGUAAAUGGUGUCUCUGCAAAAAAUUGUGAGACCCCUCCAAAGAAAGACCAGAAGAACAAAAGCAUGGAUCAGGAACUGCAUACUGUUGAUAGCACUAAUGGAUCAACUCAAGGGGAUGUCAGUUCGAAGAGAAAAAGAGGGAAACAAAUAGGCAAAGGAAGCAUGGGAGGUAUAAGAUCAUUGCGGAAAAGGAUCAUGGAAGAAUCAUGUGUAAAUGAUGAAGCUGAAAUGAAUGCAGUUGGCGACUGUCAAACGCAGACAGAACUUAAAGAUAAAUCCAACGGAAAUCAUUUUCAGCCCUCUUGCAAUGACAGUAUGAAGGCUACAGCUGAUAAGAAGAAUACAAGUGGCAUUCAUAGGCACAGUGACUCUCUCAGCGAAACAACAAUUGUUCCAUUUCCUGAAGACCAGGCUAAUAAAACAAUUCCAAGUAAAAGAGUCAAGCGGCCCAAGAAUAAACUGCCAACUGAGAAUGAAGGGAUGUGCAAAUUGGUGGAGAAAUGCCAGAAUGCAUCACAAGGAAAUAUUUCUUUGCCUGAAAUUAAUCAUGUGAAAGAUGUUGAUAUGCUGAUGGAUAGAAAUCACGGUGAUGUAAGUGGUGAUCAAGUGAGCAACACUACAUUGCAGGUAGACAAACCAUCUCCAACAGGUUCAGAUGCUUCAAAAACCUUGCCUAGUCAAAGCCAAUGUGUUAAUGCAAAUAGCAAGCUAGAUGAUUUUGGAACUACUCCAGUUGCCACACAUGAUAAAGCAGAUAACACAGAUGGUCCAACACUGUCAUCAGUUCCAGGAGAUUCAACCUUAAAAAAUUUCAAGCAAGCUGAUAAAAAUAGUGAACUUGCAACUUCUGCCACUGUAAGCAUUGAUAAUAUGGAGAACUGUGAGAAUUUACCAUUUAUCAAGUGUUCACCACUUUGGAAAACUAUCGAGUCUAUGGAAAUAUAUAAGAAGAUUCAACAGAAGCCACACUUUUCUCCUCUGAUAAAAAGGCCAGAAGAAACUCGUGAAGGAUUGGCUAUUGCUCAUAUGGUAAAUUUUUCCAAUCUAGUAGAGAGAAUCACAAAGCUGCAGUUCUCUGAUCCUAUUACUGUCAUUGAAAGUAUUGUGGGAGCUCUUGAUGAGUUGGAAUCUAAUGGGUUUGAUGUCGAGUUCAUUCGAGCUUGUUUGACCCAGUUAUUGUCGAAGAAGCAAACUGGAGAGGAGCUUCACAAGGAGUGUCGAGAUAUUGAAAAUGAGAUAUCAGAUACUCUUAAUGAGAAAGAAAAAGUUGAUGAAGAAAUCACCCAGUUGAACCAGCGAAUGAAUGAACUUGCAGCAAAGCUUGGAGAUGCUGUAACCAGGAAGGAGAUGAAGGAAAGGGUGAUCUCGACAUUGAAAUCAAAGCUGGCAAGUAAAGAUGUUCAGGGCCUGCAGCUUGAAUUUCAAAAUAUAGUUAGUUCCUUUCUUUAAGGGCUUAUUUAUAGGUGAUCCCAGUAGAUCCUUGGCAAUUCAUUAUCUAGUGGUGGUUGCCUAUUUUCCACUUGAAUGAAAAUGAAGAAUAGCUGUGUUAUUUAGUAGAGGAAGGCACUUUAUUAGUUUUAGAACUCAUGGGAUCUAUAAAUGAUAAGAUAUCUAUUACCUUA